Molecule: messenger RNA, 1663 nt
Organism: Cuscuta campestris
Lineage: Eukaryota; Viridiplantae; Streptophyta; Magnoliopsida; Solanales; Convolvulaceae
Source: the annotation of a GenBank genome assembly
ACACUUCUCAUGCUGGAGCAUAUAUAAUUUGUUUGAAAGUUUUUACAAAUGCAAGUUUUUAUGGUACCUCUAAGUGAUUUUGUUUGAUGAGUACUGAGGUAGUGGGUGACUAUGAUCUUCUCUCGGAUAAAUUGACAAUCAAUUUCAAUAUGAGUGGAGAAACUUCCUUACUCGGAUUGGCCGUGAUGAAAACACAUCAGAAUCUGAUGUUAGUAAUAAUCCCAAUGAUAUUCUUGAAUUGCGUUUUUGGGCCUCAUACAAAGGGCAAACAUUGGCUAGGACUGUGUGUGGAAUGAUGUACUACCGAAAAGCUCUCAUGCUUCAAGCAUAUUUGGAAAGGGUGGCAGCUCAAGUACAUGCAUCUUUAGAUUCUAAGGCUGCAAUUUCACCGAGCAAAGCAACUGAUACCCAAGGUUUUGAGUUGUCUCUUGAAGCAAGAGCUCAAGUAGAUCUCAAAUUUACCUAUGUAGUUACCUGCCAAAUAUAUGGGAAACAGAAAGAGAAUCAAAAGCCUGAGGCUGCGGAUAUUGCAUUACUAAUGCAAAGAAAUGAAGCACUUCGAGUUGCUUUCAUUGAUGAGGUUGAGACAUUGAUUGAAGAAGAACUUGCAAGCCUCUUCCACCAUCACCGCCCUUGGGUCAAAAGCUUUAUCCACAGUCCUAUUCGACUACUGUCGUUACUGCCAGGCUUAUCGAUGGAAAUAUAUUCUGUGAAAUUGCCUGGAAAUCCAAAGCUUGGUGAAGGGAAACCUGAAAAUCAAAAUCACGCUAUUAUAUUUACACGUGGGAAUGCAAUACAGACCAUUGAUAUGAAUCAGGUCAGAAAUCUUCUUGAAGAAUUUUACUGUGACCAUGGAGUUCGCCCCCCUACUAUUCUUGGUGUUAGGGAGCAUGUGUUUACUGGAAGUGUUUCUUCUUUAGCAUCCUUCAUGUCUAAUCAGGAAUCUAGCUUUGUGACUCUUGGCCAACGUGUUCUAGCAAAUCCUUUGAAGGGUGGUAUCAGCAAAGCAUCUCGUGUCAUAAAUAUUAUUGAAGAUAUUUUUUCUGGAUUCAAUUCAACUUUGUGUCAGGGCAAUGUUACUCACCACGAAUACCUCCAGGUUGGCAAGGGACGAGAUUUUGGACUCAAUCAGAUUGCUUUGUUUGAGGGGAAAGUUGCAGGUGGAAACGGGGAACAAGUCCUUAGUAGAGAUGUCUACAGGCUUGAAAGAGCAGAUAUAUUUGAUAAUGCUGCUCUCAAUGCACAGUUUCUUUUUCAGAUUGGUGUAUUUAGUGCAGUGCCAAUGAUUUUGGGUUUCAUCUUGGAACAAGGAUUCCUGAGAAUCAUCGUGCCUGCCAAUUUUGCGUCUGCNGAUGGAUGCACCUGAAUUUCUUGUCUCAGGCGUAAUCUGGGGUUGGUGAAACGAUUCAAGAAAGAGCAGAUAUAUUUGAUAAUGCUGCACUAAAUGCUGCUCUCAAUGCACAGUUUCUUUUUCAGAUUGGUGUAUUUAGUGCAGUGCCAAUGAUUUUGGGUUUCAUCUUGGAACAAGGAUUCCUGAGAGUAUGUUAUUCAUCUCUUGAUUUUCAGCUGUUAUCAUUUCUUCAAAAUGCAGCUAUUCCUUCAAAAAGUUUCUGUUUUGUAUAAUUGUUAUUCAUUUCUUUGGAAAUAAAUGCCAGAUCAUCGU